UUGCACUCAUGGAAAAUGGCUGACAGACUUCGAGCUCUUUUUAUGCUGACACCAGAGCGAGUAAGGCAUGAUGGGUACGAUACCAGUGACACAUUCAGUGACGGCGGAGUCACUGAGGAGGAGAGUGAGCCUGAACAGAAAAUGCCGACAAGAACAGUCAGGAAGAAGUCCAUCAGACCUCCGCCAGUGGAUCACAGCGGGGACUCUGAGGAUGAGAUUUUGGACAUCCCUCCAGACAACUCCCCUGCCAACUCCGUCACCAGUAUAAACUCCAUGAAUUCCAUAUCCAGUCUUCUCAAGGAAAAGAUAAUGAUGACGUUUCCACGAGCUAUCCGCCACAAGAAACCCAAAGAGUAUAAACUCCAAGGGUUUGUCAGUUUAUUGUUCCUUACCGUUGUUUUCCUGGUGGGUUUCGCUCAUGUCUUCUACCACCAACAAGUCCUUCAGAGAGCUUAUUUCGACCGAAUUCGAUUCAACAAUAAGGAGAGGCUUGUGAGGGUUUACAAUUUUGAGGGCUUAGAGAUAGCUCUGGGUUACUUGGCUACAGAACUGCCUGAGACAGACCGCGUCUUCAACUGUCUCCCAGAGGAUGAGAGAAAUGAUGGUUCAGUGUGCAUGGAGUGGAUGAACCUGGCUCGUCUGUACCUGAGCUACUCUGAAAAUGCAGGACUACGCUGUUACCGCUUCGUCUGGCUCAGCCAGGAUCCUGCCGUCAGGCCCACGGACUGCUAUGAAGACGGUGACAACUAUGGGCACUGGUAGGUUCCC
Molecule: messenger RNA, 768 nt
Organism: Homalodisca vitripennis (glassy-winged sharpshooter)
Lineage: Eukaryota; Metazoa; Arthropoda; Insecta; Hemiptera; Cicadellidae
Exons: 6
Coding region: 16-762 (248 amino acids)
Source: RefSeq, a predicted model, not a curated record